Messenger RNA from Onychomys torridus (southern grasshopper mouse), 846 nucleotides. RefSeq names its product prolactin-5A1-like. The record is from RefSeq and is a predicted model, not a curated record. Gene Ontology annotation, molecular function: hormone activity; prolactin receptor binding. Gene Ontology annotation, cellular component: extracellular region. Gene Ontology annotation, biological process: positive regulation of lactation; female pregnancy; mammary gland development. Lineage: Eukaryota; Metazoa; Chordata; Mammalia; Rodentia; Cricetidae.
AUGAUGAUUAUUGAUGAUAAUGAUGAUGAUGAUGAUGAUGAUGAUGAUGAUCAAAAAACUGCAAACCUGGGGACCAUGUUCAAGAACUUGAGCUCAAAUACACCACACUGUUCAAAAGAGGACAGAGGGGCUAGAGAAGGCUUAGCUAUACAAGGUGACUCUUGUGACUUCACAGUCUCUGUGAUUUCAUUCCUUAUAUCAGGGGCACUCCUGCUGCUGCUGCUCAUGUGUGAGAAUGUGGCUUCUGUGCCCAGGUGUGUCAUGAAAGAUGGAGGCUGCCAGAAGGUCCUCAGCUACAUGUUUAACAAGACAAGCACCACAUCUGAGAGCAUCAGCCUCCUCUCUUCAGACACGCUAAAGGAAUUUGAUGCGCAGUAUGAUCCAGGCCAGAAGUUCCAGAACAAGCCCACCAUGACCUGCCACACUGCAUCCCUCUCCAUCCCAAACAGCAAAAAGCAAGCUCAAAGAAUGCAGCCUGUGGCUCUUCUGAGUGACAAUCAGAGUACUGGCUGCCUGGAAAAACCUUCUGUCCUUGUAGCAAACAACAUGGCUGAUCUUGAUGGAACUCCUUAUACUACCACAUCAAAAGUUGCAUCGAUUGAUCGUCAAAUCAAAAGACUCACAAAAAAUCUGCGAGACAUUAAGACUAUACUCAGCCAGGUUUAUCCUGAACAGAAGGAAAAUGAGAACUACCCUGCCUGGUCAGGAGAACCAUAUGUACAGCAAUCCCAAAGAGGAAUUCAUCUUUUUGGUUUACAUAGCUUGUUCUUCUGCUUGCACUCUGAUGCCCAAAAGGUGUCUGAUUACGUCAAUAUCCUGAAACACCAAAUUGUGCCUAAUGAAUGA